AUGCUCGGCCAGCUCGACGGGAUCCGGUCGGCGGGCUCCAACGGAGAGUCGCAUGCCUGGCAGUCUGAUGGCGAGAGGCGAGAGCGACACAGAGCGGGCCGUCACUCGAAACCAGUCGACCUCCACCUCCACGGCAUUGGCGGGGAUUUACACCUCCACCUCUGCGCCUCCACUUCCUCCCCGUCGCCGCGGGAAUCAAGUGUGGAAGGUCGCCACAACGGCGUAGUGCCUUCCGUCGGUCCAGUCGUCGCGGGCCGCGCUAUGUCCGUGUUGAGAAGAUGCCGCGCCGUGCUCCGCAGCGCCCUCGACGCCGGGACCAAGCCCAGAGUACAGGAAGUUAUAAAGCACGCCCAUCUGAGCAUCCCAUCUUCCUUCCACACCAGCACACAUCUUCACAAGGAUCCCAAGGCAACCAACUUCGAUUUGAAAAUGACCAUUCCCACUCGCGAAUUCGGCAAGACCGGCGAAAAGGUCGGCUGUAUCGGCUACGGCGCCAUGGGCCUGGCAGCCUUUUACGGCGAGCCCGUCGACCAGCCCACUGUCAACGAGGUGCUCUCGCGCUGUCUCGAGGACGGAGCGACGUUUUGGGACACUAGCGACGUCUACUCGCCCAUGAGCUCGGGCAAGCUGGGCUACAACGAAGGGCAGAUCGGCGAGUUCUUCCGUACCCAUCCCGGAUCUCGCGAAAAGGUGUUCCUGUGCACAAAGUUCAUCAUCAAUCUCAAGGACGGCAAGAUGGAGCUCAACGGCUCGCGCGAGUGGUGUCAUCAGGCCUGUUCGGACUCACUCGCACGUCUGGGUGUCGACCAAAUCGAUCUCUACUAUGCACACCGUCCCGAUCCCAACACUCCCGUCACCACCACCGUGGCAGCGAUGAAGGAGCUCAAGGAUGCAGGCAAGAUUCGCUACAUCGGCGUAUCCGAAUACAACCUCGAGCAGCUCAAAGCGGCGAACGAGGUGGUGCACAUCGACGCGCUUCAGAUCGAACUCAGCCCGUGGACACCGGAUGUGCUCACAAACGGUAUUCUCGACUGGUGUGUACGCAACAACACCGCCCUCGUUGCAUACUCGCCCCUCGGCCGCGGAUUCUUGACCGGCCAGUACAAGUCCGUGGAAGACUUUGAGGAGAAUGACUUCCGCCGCUACAACCCCCGCUUUACCGGUGACAACUUUGCCAAGAACCUCGAACUCGUCGACGACAUCCGCAAAAUCGCCAGCAGGAAGAACGCCACCCCAGGCCAAAUCGCGCUGGCCUGGUUGUUGCAGAAGUCGGACGCCAUCAUUCCGAUUCCGGGCACCAAGAAGGAAAAGUACCUCAUCGAAAACAACAAGGCCGCAAACGUCACCCUCGACAAGAGCGAGGUGGACGAAAUCGACGCCAUCAUCAACAGCUUCAAAGUCAGCGGUACGAGGUAUGGGCCCGAAAUGAUGGCCACCGUCGCGUUUUAG
This is a messenger RNA of Moesziomyces aphidis, 1449 nucleotides long. NCBI's taxonomy places the organism in Eukaryota, Fungi, Basidiomycota, Ustilaginomycetes, Ustilaginales, Ustilaginaceae. The record is from the annotation of a GenBank genome assembly.